AUGGAUUUUAACCAAGUUCUAGAGAAAUGUGGUAAUUUUGGACGCUACCAAUGGGUUUUGCUGAUGCUCUAUGGCUGCACCAACAUUUUGUCGUCAAUGCAUUACUUCUCCCAAACUUUGAUAAGUUUUACCCCUGAGCAUUGGUGUUAUCAUCCGCAAUUGGCGAAUAAAUCAUUUGAGGAUAUCGAUAAAAUCUACAGACAAUUCACAAAGCCGCAUUGUACAUUGCUGGAGAAGUUUGAUGAGGAGAGUGGUAUAGCGGUCCCUGCCAAAGAUGGUGGUGAAUGUCGUGAAUGGUUUUAUAGGAGACAAGAUGGCUAUGAGAGUAUAACGACUGAGUUAAAUUGGGUUUGUGACGAUGCCUUUCGAAAUGCUGUGGGUCAAUCUUUCUAUUAUGUAGGAGCUGUGGUGGGCACCAUCGGUUUUGGAUGCUUGGCCGAUCGAAUUGGACGUUUGCCUGCGCUUCUGAUGACCACCAUGACGGGUGCUUUGGGAGAUUUUCUUACCUCAUUUGUGGGAAAUGUAACAUUUUAUGCCAUCAGUCGUUUCAUAUCGGGCCUAUCAACGGACACUUUUUACAUGUUGAUGUUCAUCUUAGUCUUUGAAUAUUUGAGUCCUAAGAAACGCACCUUUGGCCUUAACAUAGUACCCGCAUUUUGCUACUGCACUGGUCUUAUGCUCUCGCCUUGGUUUGCACUAUGGGUUCAGACGUGGCGCAAAUAUCUUUUGGUGGCCUCAGUGCCAGCCCUUCUGGUUCUGACCUACCCCCUGCUGGCUUGUGAGAGUGCCAAUUGGUUGCUGACUCGUAGAAAAUAUGAGCGUGCCGUAAAGUGCCUAAAACAUGUGGCCAAAUUCAAUGGACGCCAAGUCGAAGAAAAGGUGUUUGAGGAAUUUGUAAAAUUCUACAAACAAAAGAUAGAAGUCGAAGAUGAAAAACUUAAAAGCAGCAAUGAUACCUUUUGGAGAAUGUUUAGGACACCAAGACUAAGGAAAUUUACCAUAAUACUGUUGGUGAAAAGUGGCAUUGUAACCAUGGCUUUUGAUAUUAUUUCACGCAACAUGGAAGGCUUGGGCUCCUCACCUUUUAAGCUGUUCUCAUACACUGCCAUUUCUUCUAUUCCUGGUGGUCUUACUAUUAUUGCCUUCCAGAAUAUAAUUGGCCGCAAAGGAAUGGCAAGCUUGUCGUUACUGGUGGGCGGUAUUAUCACUGCCAUAACAGGUUUUCUAAUAGCCUUCAUGGAUGCCAAAUCGAAUUUUGUGCUCUUGGGCAUCAUGGUUGGCCUGGGACGUUACGGAGCGGUAGUAGCCCAUGAUGCUGAAGUUCAAUAUUGUGCUGAAAUCAUACCGACCAGUGUGCGUGGACGAGGUGUAGCCAAUAUUCAUGUUGUGGGCUAUGCUUGCAGUUUCCUCAACUCUUAUGUCAUCUAUUUGGCCACGUUCUAUAGACCAUUGCCGGCUAUUUUCAUCAGUUCUAUUAUGUUCAUGGGAGCAGCUUUGUGUUUGUGUCUUCCUGAAACUUUGAAUACCAAACUCCCAGAAACCCUAAGCGAUGGUGAAGUCUUUGGACUCGAUCAAAAAUGGUAUUACUUUCCAUGCUGGAGCAGAAAUCGUAAAAAUUCGAAAAUGUCUACACAUUUAUAG
Molecule: messenger RNA, 1641 nt
Organism: Stomoxys calcitrans (stable fly)
Lineage: Eukaryota; Metazoa; Arthropoda; Insecta; Diptera; Muscidae
Product: organic cation transporter protein
Exons: 5
Coding region: 1-1641 (546 amino acids)
Biological process (GO): transmembrane transport
Cellular component (GO): membrane
Molecular function (GO): transmembrane transporter activity
Source: RefSeq, a predicted model, not a curated record